This is a messenger RNA of Phalaenopsis equestris, 1153 nucleotides long. Its product is annotated as transmembrane protein 45A-like. Lineage: Eukaryota; Viridiplantae; Streptophyta; Magnoliopsida; Asparagales; Orchidaceae. The transcript is spliced from 2 exons. The record is from RefSeq and is a predicted model, not a curated record. The coding region runs from base 163 to 1134 and encodes 323 amino acids.
UCUUCCACAGAAUUCUCCAGAAUUUCUUAAGCUUACCUCCUCUUCUUAAAGCCCUUGCAGUCACCUUCUACCUCCCCAAACCCCAUCAUAUCCCCGCCAUCCCUACUCUGCUCGCUCAACCCCAGCUUCUUCAACCCCCAGACAAAUCAACCAGAGCCAUCCAUGGGUACUCUCGUAGGACACGUCGCCCCUGGCUUCGGAUUCCUCCUAAUCGGUCUCUGGCACCUCUACAACAACGUCAAACUGUAUUCCCUCAACCCUAAAAACCACCGGUUCCAUCCCUGGUACCCUGCUCCAAGACUCCGCCACCUCGAGCUCCUCCUCAUCGCCGCAGGCUCCUGCGCUUCCAUUGCCAUGGAACUCUUCAUCGGCCCCGCGCGACAUCAACCCCUCGAUCCAGACUUCACAAUCCCUUCUAACCAUCUCCACAACUUCGAGCACGCCUCCAUCUCCCUCACCUUCCUCUUCUACGCCGCAUUCGCCUUCACCUUCGAUCGGAUCCAACCGGCCCCAUCCGCCGCCGAACCGCUCACGAUCAUCGCCGCCUCUGCUGCCUUCGCGCAGCAGCUCUUCCUCUUCCAUCUCCACUCCGCCGAUCACAUGGGGAUCGAGGGACAAUACCAUUGGCUUCUCCAGCUCAUCAUCGCCAUCUCCCUCAUCACAACCCUAAUGGGAAUCGGAAACCCUAAAAGCUUUACCGUCGGGUUCGUCCGAUCCGUGAGUAUUGGAUUUCAAGGGAUCUGGUUCAUUGUAAUGGGAUACGCUCUGUGGACGCCGGCGUUGAUUCCUAAGGGAUGUUUCAUGAAUGCGGAGGACGGCCAUUUUGUGGUUCGUUGCCGGAGCGAGGAAGCUCUGCACAGAGCUAAAUCGCUGGCGAACAUUGAGUUCAGCUGGUGCUUGGCGGCCGUGGUAGGUUCUUCUCUGCUUUUCUAUCUGUUACUGAGUAGGAGGUAUGCGGAGGAGAUGGAGUACAGCCCGAUUAGUAAGCUGAGCGGGGAAAUGGAGAUUGAGGAAAUGGAAUUGGAGGAAGGGAAGAACAGCUUUUUGAGCUUGGGGAAGGUGAUGAGGAACGUGGACCUGGAGAGCAGUGCGGUGGAACAUGUUGGGAAAGUGACAACGGCCGGAUUGUUAUGAAAGAAGACCAAUGGUAGAG